ACAGUUAAAUGUAUGUCCCAGUUAAACUGUUUAUCAAACCUCGAUUAAGCUAACUGAAAGGCUUAACUAGCAGUUAAGUUAAUCGCUAAUAUUUCCUCCAAUUAAACCGAUAACUGCCGGUUAAACUACAUAAUACCUAUGUAAUUGUUGUUUUUUUUAUCAACAAAAAUCAGAUAACAAAAUAUAUGCAAAUUUGACAUUUUCUAUCCUCGUUAUUUUUUUAUACUUGUACUUUAUACUCAAUACGAGUUACGACAAUACGUCAAUACCCAUCAUGGAACUCAUCAUGGACCAUGCUAUACUCUUUGAAGAUGACGAUGAUGAAUUUAACAUGUAUGUGAACUAUGUUCGAAGAUCUUAUACUAUAAGAUGUAGGAUCGAUCAUUUUAAUAAAUGGGAUGAUUACGAUUUUAAAUCCCGAUUUCGAUUAUCUAAAGAGACGGUUAUUGAAGUUUUGAAUAUUAUAAAACAUUCUAUUUCAUCUAAUUCUGAUAGGAAUCAUGCUGUAACUCCAGUUCAAAAACUAUUGUUAACUUUACGGUUUUAUGCUACGGGGAGCUAUUUAAUUAGUGCAGGUGAUUUUAUUGGCGUUAGCAAAUCAUCAGCCUGCCUCAUAGUUCGAGAUGUAAGCCUGGCUAUAGCUAACCUCCGAAAAGAGUAUGUUCGAAUGCCAGAAAAUGAUUUGGAAAUUAGGCAGUUACAAAAAGAUUUUUAUAAAAUAGCGAAAUUUCCAUUGGUCAUUGGGGCUAUAGAUUGCACCCAUGUGAAAAUUCAAAGUCCUGGUGGCCCAAAUUCUGAGUAUUUUCGUAAUCGAAAGGGGUGGUUCUCAUUCAAUGUCCAAACAGUGGUAUCUUCAAAACUAAAAAUUAUGGAUAUAGUUGUACGCUGGCCGGGUUCAACUCACGAUUCAACUAUAUUCUCAAACUCAAAAAUAUACCAACACUUACAUGUUACAAAGAAAUGGGGUAAUAGUUUAAUUGUUGCAGAUUGUGUACACAUCGGCUGUCCUUUGUAA
Messenger RNA from Myzus persicae (green peach aphid), 1015 nucleotides. Its product is annotated as putative nuclease HARBI1. The transcript has 3 exons. Bases 275 to 1015 code for a protein of 246 amino acids. The record is from RefSeq and is a predicted model, not a curated record. NCBI's taxonomy places the organism in Eukaryota, Metazoa, Arthropoda, Insecta, Hemiptera, Aphididae.